This is a messenger RNA of Benincasa hispida (wax gourd), 3133 nucleotides long. Its product is annotated as serine/threonine-protein kinase/endoribonuclease IRE1a-like. Gene Ontology annotation, biological process: protein phosphorylation; intrinsic apoptotic signaling pathway in response to endoplasmic reticulum stress; IRE1-mediated unfolded protein response. Gene Ontology annotation, cellular component: IRE1-TRAF2-ASK1 complex. NCBI's taxonomy places the organism in Eukaryota, Viridiplantae, Streptophyta, Magnoliopsida, Cucurbitales, Cucurbitaceae. The record is from RefSeq and is a predicted model, not a curated record. Gene Ontology annotation, molecular function: RNA endonuclease activity; ATP binding; protein serine/threonine kinase activity.
UGAUUAAUUAAUUAGAUUGGGGGCAAAAAAAAAUUGCCUUAGAAUCUUGGAUUGCACCUGUAUAGGCAAAUCCCAAGGAUUUGGUGAUGCCAAGAUUACAUUCAAUCGAAGAAGCUUGGAAUCUCUCAAUUGCCGCCCCUGUUUCUUAAUCUUCUUCUAAAUUUUCUUUUCUAUUCAUAUAUCUCAUUUCAAAUCUCAUCCUAUUUAUAUCCAUUUCCCACUCUUUCCAUAUAUUUAUACUGGCUCUCUAAUGAACUGCCAUUUCUUUCGCCGUUUAUGGCUACUUUUAUUGAUAAUCUUAAGAUUUUGGAGCUUUCUUGGCUCAUCAAAGAGUUCUGAUAAUUCAGAAUUCUCUGUUUUGAAUCCGUAUUGGGAUAAUUCUGAAGGAGUGGCUCGAAUUGGCGGCAGAUCUCUCUUGUCUCUUCCACUGAAAAGUAAAAGUAGUACUGCUCUUAUUGCUGCUUUGGAUGGAGCAAUUCAUUUGGUGGAUAGUAAUUCCAUGAAGAUAAUUUGGUCAUUUAGUUCUGGACCACCAAUCUACUCAUCAUAUCAAGCUAUUAUCAAUCAUGAACACAAUCAAGAAAACGCUUCAGGUGUGAGCAGAUCCUUCUUUUUUGAUUGUGGGGAUGAUUGGGAGCUGUACAUACACACAGAGCAUGGUAAAAUGAAACUACCAAGCACAAUUGACGAGGUUGUUAGAAAUACACCAUACAUAUUUGAGGAUGGUGCAGUGAUGACUGGUUCUAGGAAAACUACAGUUUUUGAGGUCGAUCCUGUGACUGGAGAUCUUAUUCGUAAUCACAUGUCUAAUAGUUUGUCAUCUGAACUAAACAAUGAAGGAAUUGGUGGUUAUAAAUCUAAAAAGAAUCUAGACAUUAAGGAUUUGAUGCAAUCUGCUGUGAUGAACCCUGUUGGGCCACGUUUGUACAUCACAAGAACGGAUUAUUCUCUGAAAUCAUCUUUCUCGAAUUCUGAAGAAGUUUCUUGGAGUUUGAAUGUUGCUGAAAUCGGAGCUACCUUACUCUGUCCAGAUGUUGAGAAUCCAAUAGAAGGCAUUCCUUGGAUUCUUCAAAAUAAUAAUAGUUUUGGAGUUGAUUUUGCUAUGCCAUUGUCUUGCCAAUCAAAAGCACUUGUCUUUCGUGAACGAAGCCAUUUUUUGUCAGGACCGUCUGGGUAUAAAAGACUAUCAGAGGCUCAUAAUAUCGAUAAUAUGUCUUUAGUGCCUGCUUCAGGUUCAUUACUUCCUUCCCAAUUAAAUGUUGCUGAACAUAUAGACACUCAUCCUGAAAAGUUUAUGCUUCAUGGGCCUGUUAACAUUGCCUCUUCUGCCGUAGGUUCAAUGCCUUUUAAUGAAUCAAGUAUUAUUCAGGAACAAAAAAUGGGGGCUCGUCCUGGAGCUGUUGGAUUGUUUUUUGUAUUUCUGAUAACCAUGCUAGUGGGAUUGAUGAUGUAUGGCAGGACAUUGGCUGUACAGGUAAAACAAUUUUUCUUAAAAGAGAAAUCAUCUAGUACUUCUAAUUCAAGAGUUAUCUCUUCAAAGAAAAACAAACCCCGAAAAUCGAAAAGAAGUGCAAAUUCUGGGAAAAGAGAUGUUUCUAUUUCAUCAGAAAUUGGAGAUAUGUUUAUGCAAAGUGAGGAUAAUCUUAAUAACGGGUUUCACAACAAUAAUCUUACCAAUAUUGCUAGUAGUGGACGUUGGAUUGGUAAAUUAUUUAUAACCAACAAAGAGAUAGCCACGGGUAGUAACGGUACAAUUAUUCUUGAGGGAAUAUAUGAAGGCCGACCAGUUGCUGUGAAACGCCUUGUGAAGACUCACCAUGAUGUUGCGUCUAAAGAAGUUCAAAAUUUGAUUGUUUCUGAUCGUCACCCAAAUAUCGUUCGAUGGUAUGGGAUGGACAGUGAUCAAGAUUUUGUAUAUCUUUCAUUGGAACGGUGUACUUGUAGCCUUGAUGAUUUGAUUCAGAUUUACUCUAAUUUAUCCAUGAACUAUAUGCCUGACUUGGAUCGAGCUACUGGGCGCAUGGAUGAGUAUAAUAUGCAUUUGGAGUCUAUCAAAGAUUCUAUGCCAAAUUUGAAAUUGUGGAAAGAAACUGGUCGUCCAACAUCAGUUCUUCUAAAACUCAUGAGGGAUGUGGUAGCUGGGCUUGAGCAUUUGCAUGAGUUGGGGAUAAUUCAUCGGGACUUGAAGCCACAGAAUGUGUUGAUAGUUAAGCAACAAUCUAUAUGCUCAAAGCUUUCUGAUAUGGGAAUCAGUAAGCGUCUUCCAGCCAAUGUGUCGUCCUUGGGACAUCGUGCCACUGGUUGUGGGAGUUCUGGUUGGCAAGCCCCUGAACAGCUUCUUCGGGGACGACAAACACGUGCAAUCGAUUCGUUUAGUUUAGGUUGUGUUCUCUUUUUCUGCAUCACAGGUGGUAGACAUCCAUUUGGUGAUCAUCUUGAGCGUGAUGUAAAUAUUGUGAAAAACAAGAUGAACUUGUUAUUGGUGGAUAACAUCCCAGAAGCUGUAGAUCUUAUUUCUCAAUUGUUAAAUCCUAACCCUAGUUUGAGACCAAAAGCAUCAGAGGUGUUACGACAUCCUUUAUUUUGGAGUUCAGAGAUGCGGCUUUCUUUUCUUCGCGAUACUAGUGACAGAAUAGAGUUGGAAGAUAGGGAGACUAAUCUCUUGAAAGCAUUAGAGAGCACUGCACCACAAGCUUUAGGCACUGAAUGGGAUGAAAAGAUGGAACCAAUUUUCAUCGCUAACAUUGGUCGGUAUAGGCGUUACAAGUAUUAUAGUGUUCGAGAUUUGUUGCGAGUUAUGCGCAAUAAAUUGAAUCAUUAUAGAGAAUUGCCAGAAGAAAUUCAGGAGCUCAUUGGAUCUAUUCCGGAGGGAUUUGAUGACUACUUUACUAGAAGGUUUCCAAGACUCUUGAUUGAAGUUUACAAAGUUAUAAGUUGGUUUUGUAGGCAAGAAGAAUGCUUCCAGAAGUACUUUAAAAGCCAUGUAGACUAAAUUAUCAGAUGCCAACAAUGCAUUAUGGUCAUGUUUAGAACACCAAUUUGCAUGCAUACAACUGUAAAUAUAUAGCUGAAAUAGAUCUCAAAUACUGUCCAGUUUACAAAGUACUAUAAUUUGUACACGGUUACAAAAUUU